Molecule: messenger RNA, 2710 nt
Organism: Pseudoliparis swirei
Lineage: Eukaryota; Metazoa; Chordata; Actinopteri; Perciformes; Liparidae
Product: pleckstrin homology domain-containing family F member 2-like
Exons: 2
Coding region: 1499-2350 (283 amino acids)
Molecular function (GO): phosphatidylinositol binding; metal ion binding
Source: RefSeq, a predicted model, not a curated record
AACCGUUCCAACAACAAGCUGUAACUGUCCCGCUCUGCUCCGAGUGCAGACAGCGGGAAACCCGCCUGGCCUCCAGCUGUGGUGUGUUUCACCCGUCUGCUCACAGCGGGGUGACGGAGGUCAUCUCACUCUGGUCAUCGAGCUGAUUGAGAGUCAAAUGUAAGCAGCCAGAUGGAAGAUAACAUCCGCAGUUUGAUAGCAGUUUAAUUCAUCUCAUUUAAUUUCACUAUUUAAUAUCUAUUGUGCAGCAUGGAGCAAAAGUGUGAGAUAACCACACAAGUGUACUGCACACUUUUUUCAACAAACGCGUCAAACAUGGCAGGCUGUAAAUCAUGAAUUCUGUUUAAGUGUCGGUGUACUUCCCUGAACUCCAGCGACAAAGGGGAUGCCCGAGAGGCUGAGUGCAUGUUGGCCUCUCUCACUCCUGAUGGACGGCCUCCUUUUCUUUUUUUUAAAGAGAACCUGUCCAACCAGGUUGACCUAGUUUCUGUGCUUUGACAGUGCAGACGCCAAUGGGUUUAAUUGCAUUUGCGUCCUUUUUGAAGACAACUGACCAGACAUGCAAGCACGUGUCACCUCUAACCCAUUCUCUGGCCUGAGAUUACGACCAGUAUUCACAGUUUUAGGUUUGCAGCUGGGACAGUGAAGCAAACCGCUGCUGCUCGUGCACGCUGACGUGUGCUUCUGCACAGCCAGGAUUAACCCUCCUGCGCCGGUUGACAAAUAAUAAAUAUUACAUUAUCACUCAUGUUACUAAACUUGUUUGUUUUCUAACCACAAGAAAAAAAACAUCUGUUUUUGAUACAAAGUAACUCUCGUCAGGUCUGUAUAGUUUGAGGUCACGUUGUUCUUUUUUGGGCACUAAACGGGUUGUUGUUAUUAUUAAAAUCAUAUGUAUUUACCUUAAUAUUGCAUAUAGUUCUGGUAUAAAAUGGUUCAGAAUGAAACUUUUUAGUCAUAAUAUUCAAAUGUCUUCAGUCCAAAGGAAGGACUUGUGUUACUCAACAGCACCUUGGAAGCCUUUGUGUCUGCCACAUGCUGUUUGACUUUGUGUAACAGGUUGUGUCUUCUCAUUAUAGCUGUGUGUGUGUGUAUCGUGUGUAUCAGGUGUGCACGGUGGAAGGACACUGGCUCUUAUUGAAUUCACCGUUUGUCAACAACGUCCUACCUGGAAGUCCAAGAGAUUAAAUAAAAAGACUUCAAACAACAAAAAAGAACAAGAAAAAAUUCCGCAGACGCGCCCUGCGUGAUAAAAACACCCAUAACCUCUCUAGGCAUGCUUUGUCUUCCAGCUGUAACCGACUGUCGGGAAGUCCCACCCCCCCUCCCACACACACACGACGCGUCACCAACACUUGAAAAGCGCUGAUGCGCCGCUGCUUGUGUCACUUACGAAGGCUGCGCGAGCACAGGACGAGCCGAGGAGCUAUCUAUGCAGAAACGACAACAACAACAACAACAACAAAAGGGCUCCUGUCGUCUUGUCAGCUAGAUACAAAUGGGCACCAUGGGGAACGGGCUGGUGUUUGUCCAGGAUAACCGGAAACGCAUCCAAGCCGUGGAGAGUUCGUUCGGGCCGUCGGGGAAGCCCCUGUUGGAGCCGGGUCGGGUCCUGAUCGGAGAGGGCCGGCUGAUGAAGAUGAGCCGCCGGGGGCCGCAGCCCAAAGUCUUCUUCCUCUUCAACGACGUGCUGGUGUACGGCAGCAUCAUUCUGAACCGCCGCUGGCACAAGAAGCAGAAGAUCAUCCCUCUCGAGGACAGCCAGAUAGAGGACUUGGAGGACGGCGCAACGAUGAGGAACCAGUGGCUGAUCCGGACGCCGCGCAAGUCCUUCUACGUGGCAGCCGCCUCCUUAGAGGAGAAGCGCGCCUGGAUCGAGCACAUCGAGGAAUGCCGGUCCAGUCUGCUGCGGAGCGGCGUCUGCCGGACCGGGUCCAACUUCGCCAACACCUGGAUCCCCGACCGGGCGUCCGCGGUCUGCAUGCGCUGCCCCGAAAAGUUCACCCUGACGCAGCGUCGACACCACUGCCGGAAAUGCGGCUUCGUGGUCUGCGGCGCGUGCUCCAAGAAGCGAGCCGUGAUCCGACCCAUUCACCCCACCAAGUGGCUGAGGGUCUGCGCCACGUGCCACUCCGGCCUCUCGACCACGGAGGCCGGAGAGGGGCCCCGCGCGCAGGGCGGCAGCACGGAGAAGAUCGUCUCGGACGAAGACGUGGACGGAUUGAUUGAGGAAGAGGACGCCGAAGAGCAGAUGGAGGACCACGACCCCGGCAAGUGGAUGAACCCCCCGAUCGACCCCUGGUCCAUAUAUAUGUACUUCAAGCCAGAACACUCGCAGCCGCAGACAUAAGCGCGGGAAGAGGCCUCCGGGGCUCUCCGUGGACACUGACUGAUGCAGCUUCGUGCAACGAGUGCCAGUUACAUUCAUCUAAAAAAGUUCAAUACCUUUUUUUUCAUAUAGUAUUUAUUUAUAUUUGAUAUUUUAUUUAAUAAUAAGUGUUUACUUUGUGGUCCAGUACCGACUAACCCAGAACAGAGGGAUCCUCAACAGAUGGUGGACUCUGAGGGACGGCUGUGACACAUACGUGUCUGUUGCAUGUAAAGACUUUACUUUUGACAUUUACAUUGUUGUUUGAGAUUAUUUACAUUGUCAACAGCUGCUUCUCUGGAAUUGUUGAGCAUAUGAUAAUAAAAGAAUGUGAUACCUGUA